CCCUGGCACCCGACUGGGUCGGGCUCCCUCUGGCGGCCCCGGGCGCCCCGUUCCACAAGGCGCGCGCCCCCCGCCCGCUAUCUUCCACCGCUCCCCCCAUCCCCGCCCAACACCUAGCACCCGUCUCUCUCCACGCGCCCACCCAGACGGACGGACCGACGGACUCGAGUAGGGCCCGCGCCGGCGCCCGGGCGGCAGGAGGGGGCGGGGAGGCGGCGGCGGCAGCAGCGGCGGCGGCUGGAGGCGCCCGAGCAGGUGCCGCGGCGGCGGGGACGCGCGGGCCAGGCGGGGCGCGGGGCGCGGGCAGCCGGGCGGCGCUGGAGGACUGGGGGUCGCGAGCUGAGCCGGGGAGGGGGACGGGCGAUUCGGCGGGCGGAGCGCUGAAUCCCCGGGAGACCCAGGACAAACAGACAGAGAGCUGGAGCGGGGUUCCCCCCACCCCCACCCCCCGAAUCGCUACGGGAGCGCAAUCCUGGCCACGGGGAGGGGAGAGGGUUGGAGUAGGAAAGAAGGGACAGCCCGGGAGGUGAGACUGGGAGUCGGGGGUGGGUCGGCCCAGGACACGGGAGCCUGGAGGGGAGCCAGGGGGCAGACAUGGGUGAGGCGGCGGGGGACCGGGCCGGGCUAGCGUGAGGUCGGGGCAGCUAAGUUAGAUCCGGAAAGGAGAGGUCACCUUCCUCGAGGUGGGGGCUGAGAAGCCAAGCUCAGAGGGGCGUGGGGGUCAUAGCCGGGAAGCCUGGGGGUACCAGGAAGUGGGGCAGUGUGGAGUUGGGGAUCCAGGACCAGGUAAGGAGCCGGCUGGGUGGGGGACUCCAAGACUGAGCAGGUGGAGGUGAGGAUGAGGCUGGGUAAGGAGGCGACUCAGAAGUGACACCCGCACACAGGCACGCACGCACGCACGCACAGAGCAGCGUGCCCAGACAGGAAAGCGCCCCCGCCAGCGCCAGCGAGGCCCUAAGCUCCGGCCGGGGACGCCCCCCAUGGGGGAGGCGUCUCCUCGCCGGUGGCUGGCACCAUGCUGUCCCGGAAGGGCAUCAUUCCUGAGGAGUACGUGCUGACCCGCCUGGCCGAGGACCCCGCCGAGCCGCGGUACCGCGCGCGCGAACGCAGGGCCCGCUUCGUGUCCAAGAACGGCAACUGCAACGUAGCGCACAAGAACAUCCGCGAGCAGGGCCGCUUCCUGCAGGACGUCUUCACCACGCUGGUGGACCUCAAGUGGCCGCACACGCUGCUCAUCUUCACCAUGUCCUUCCUGUGCAGCUGGCUGCUCUUCGCCAUGGUCUGGUGGCUCAUCGCCUUCGCCCACGGGGACCUGGCGCCCAGCGAGGGCACCGACGCCGCCUGCGUCACCAACAUCCACUCGUUCUCCUCCGCCUUCCUCUUCUCCAUCGAGGUCCAGGUGACCAUUGGCUUCGGCGGGCGCAUGGUGACGGAGGAGUGCCCGCUGGCCAUCCUGAUCCUCAUCGUGCAGAACAUCGUGGGGCUCAUGAUCAACGCCAUCAUGCUGGGCUGCAUCUUCAUGAAGACGGCGCAGGCGCACCGGCGCGCCGAGACGCUCAUCUUCAGCAAGCACGCGGUCAUCGCAGUGCGUCAGGGCCGCCUCUGCUUCAUGCUGCGCGUGGGCGACCUCCGCAAGAGCAUGAUCAUCAGCGCCACCAUCCACAUGCAGGUGGUGCGCAAGACCACCAGCCCCGAGGGCGAGGUGGUGCCCCUCCACCAGGUGGACAUCCCCAUGGAGAACGGCGUGGGGGGCAACAGCAUCUUCCUGGUGGCCCCGCUCAUCAUCUACCACGUCAUCGAUGCCAACAGCCCGCUCUACGACCUGGCCCCCGGCGACCUGCACCACCACCAGGACCUGGAGGUCAUCGUCAUCCUGGAGGGCGUGGUGGAGACCACGGGCAUCACCACGCAGGCGCGCACCUCCUACCUGGCCGACGAGAUCCUGUGGGGUCAGCGCUUCGUCCCCAUCGUGGCCGAGGAGGACGGCCGCUACUCGGUGGACUACUCCAAGUUUGGCAACACCGUCAAAGUGCCCACGCCCCUCUGUACCGCCCGCCAGCUGGACGAGGACCGCAGCCUGCUGGACGCUGUCACGCUGGCCUCCACCCGCGGGCCCCUGCGUAAGCGAAGCGUGGCCGUGGCCAAGGCCAAGCCCAAGUUCAGCAUCUCUCUGGAUUAGCCAGGCUGCUUUCCCCACCCCGCGGGACCCCGCCAUGGUGUGUCUGUCCACAGGCAGUGUGGUGUGGUAUGUCACGUGGACAUAGUGCGCCCCUCUCCCGCCCGGGGCCAGUCCUGGUCCUGAAGUGGGGCCCGGUGGGGCCCCCGGCGCUCUCAGUUCAGCCUCGCCCAUGCUGCGCCAUAGUCACGGCGCUAUUUCUGGCCGCUGCAGGUUAUUUUUGUCCCGGCUUUUUCCUGCCCAGCUCAGGAUGGCUUGCCUCCGGCGAGGGGAGCUAUGGGAAGGAAGGGUCAGGCAGCCCGUCCUGGACCCCCGCGACCCACAGAGCAGCUGGGCAGGUCUGAGGAAGAACAGCGUCUAGGUGGGGCGGAGUGCAGCUCUGUGGUGUGUGUCUCAGACAGAGAGGUGGGGAGGUGGCCAGUGGGGACGCGUGUUCCCCCAGGAGGACUGAAGGUGUUUAUCCUGCACAGACAGGUGUGAGGGGACACGGUUUCCCCUGCACAGACUUUGGAGGAAACACAGGGGGUACAGUGGGCCCCUGGGCCCUGUCCCGGCUGCCCCUGUGUGCAAGGCCCCACAGAGAUGCCUGCUGCUGUGCUCUGGCCACUCAGGACACACACCCAACAGGCAAAGAGAGAGGGUUCUGGCCCACUGCACUUGGGGACCCUCAGACCGUGACCCCAGCAUCUCUAUAGCUGCUGCCACUCAUUGUCCCAGAGGGGAACCAUGGGGGGUCCUUGGGGUGCUAGAAAAGGGGCCCGUGGGAAAGUUCAGGAGGCAUGAGUGAGGUCCCUGGAGCAAAGGAGGCCCUGGGUCCCCACAGGCUUGACCCCAGCCGGGACUCUUGGAGCAGUGCUGUGUGUCCUGGCCCAGAAUUCUACCUUCUCUGUUGUCAAUAAACCCCCUUCAUGACCUAA
Molecule: messenger RNA, 3093 nt
Organism: Sorex araneus (European shrew)
Lineage: Eukaryota; Metazoa; Chordata; Mammalia; Eulipotyphla; Soricidae
Gene: KCNJ11
Product: potassium inwardly rectifying channel subfamily J member 11
Exons: 1
Coding region: 1016-2179 (387 amino acids)
Biological process (GO): regulation of monoatomic ion transmembrane transport; potassium ion import across plasma membrane
Cellular component (GO): plasma membrane
Molecular function (GO): ATP-activated inward rectifier potassium channel activity
Source: RefSeq, a predicted model, not a curated record